Messenger RNA from Aptenodytes forsteri (emperor penguin), 1346 nucleotides. RefSeq names its product transcription factor B2, mitochondrial (gene TFB2M). Gene Ontology annotation, biological process: transcription initiation at mitochondrial promoter; rRNA methylation. The annotation marks the transcript as partial. The transcript has 8 exons. Lineage: Eukaryota; Metazoa; Chordata; Aves; Sphenisciformes; Spheniscidae. The record is from RefSeq and is a predicted model, not a curated record. Gene Ontology annotation, cellular component: mitochondrial matrix. Gene Ontology annotation, molecular function: rRNA (adenine-N6,N6-)-dimethyltransferase activity; mitochondrial transcription factor activity.
UUGGCGACUGGCAGGGCCGCCUGGGUGCCGCGGCACUGCGGUCCUGGAAUCUUGACCCGAACUCUGCUCAAUGCAGGUGUUAGAGUGGUAGCUCUAGAAAGUAACUCAGCUUUUCUUCCAAACUUACAGUCCUUAGAGAAUAGCCUGGAUGGACAAUUAAAGGUAAUUUAUGGUGACUUCUUCAGACUGGAUCCUUUGGCGACUGGAACGGUGAAACCACCUGCUAUGUGUUCUGACAAACUUUUUGAAACCAUGGGUGUAGCAGCAGUUCCUUGGAGGGCAGAUGUACCUGUGAAAAUUUUUGGAAUCUUACCACAAAAAAAGGAAAGGAACACACUCUGGAGGCUUCUUUUUGCCCUGUAUGAAUGCAGUUCCAUAUACAGAUACGGAAGAGCAGAACUCAACAUCUUUAUAAGCGAAAAAGAGUACCAGGUAUUAACAGCAAAGCCUGGGGAAGCGAGGGCUUACCAAGCACUUAGUGUACUUUGGCAAGUAGGAUGUGAAAUUCAGCUACUGCACACGGAACCUUGGUCAUCAUUUGUAACUAAUUUGAAAAAUGGGGGACUGGCGGUACCAAAAAGCACGUGGCUGCCAAAUGACCAUUUAUGUUUGGUACGACUGACUCCUCAGCAAAAUCUGUUUACAGGAGGCUUGAAGCCCACAAAUUCAGCUACCUUUAUUUUCAUGGUGAAACAGUGUCUUGCUAAACCCAAGUCUAGACUUACUGAUAGAUUAAAUUCAUGGAGCUUGGACAGUGGUGGCAAAUUACUGAGAGAGCUAGAAAUUCCAAAAAAUGCUGAAGCACGUAAGUUAUACCCAGAAGACUAUAGGCGUCUUUUUGAGGCUUUGCAAAACUCUAAUAUGUUUACUGAAACCUGGUUCCAUGAUGAAGUCUUGGAAAGUAUAAGGAACAUAAACUUAUAAAUCUAAAGCUGCUGUCUUUUGGAAGAUCACCUUUGCUUCUGGAAGAUUACUUUGUUAAGAAAUGAUUUAAAUAAAAUCGGAAAUACUGUUAGCUAGAUGAUUUCUUGUCCAAACAGGAAAAUAAAUUUAGCAAGUAACAAGAGCCCUUCUACACAGGAUGAAAGUAACGGAUUCACAGUUAUUUGAUCGCAAUCCUAUCUAGAAUGGACAAACGUUGCAUCUUUUCCAGGAGCAUAUUAGUGACCUGCUGCUUUUGGAUGUACCACUUAAACGGAACUUUUUGUUACACUCUGUAUAUUUACAACAUUUGAAAAAAAUAACAGACCAAAUAUCGUUAUUUGUGUGGUUUGUAUUUUAGUGCUCAGUGAUUUGAAUGCCCUUUCACAGAUUCCCAAAAUACAUAGGUCUUCACAACCACUGAA